Branchiostoma belcheri (Belcher's lancelet) is the source of this 1502-nucleotide messenger RNA. Its product is annotated as plasmolipin-like. Gene Ontology annotation, cellular component: membrane. The coding region runs from base 81 to 572 and encodes 163 amino acids. The record is from RefSeq and is a predicted model, not a curated record. The transcript has 4 exons. Lineage: Eukaryota; Metazoa; Chordata; Leptocardii; Amphioxiformes; Branchiostomatidae.
GGGUGUGUUUGUAUGCCACAGUUUACAGCUACUUCUUCGCGGAUUUCUUAACUUUAGCCUUUCCUUAAGACAUCUUCAGGAUGGCAGACGCAGAACAGCAACCUCAGCAGAGCCUUGUUAGGCGGUUUCUUAACUUUGGGUACCUCAAAACGCCCCAAGGAAUUUGUAAAGUUGCUGAACUGGUCCUGGGCCUGUGUACGUGGAUCAUCAUUGUGGUGCACGCGUACGCAGGUGUGCAGGUGUACGUCAUGUUCGUGGCCGUGGCCAGCUGGCUCAUCACGCUGCUCGGACUCCUGCUCUUCAUGUGCGGCAUUCAUGAGAGGGUCCAGUUUGUUCCCUGGCAACACACGGAGUUGGGAUACAACACAGGAGUGACAGUGUUGUACCUGAUUGCUGCCAUCUUACAGGUGGCCUUCGCUGGCAGCAGCGAUGCCUACAAGGCUGCAGGGGCAUUUGCCUUCUUCACGACAAUCGUGUACGGGAUUGCGGCGUUCUUCAGCUGGCGACAGUGGCGUGGCAGCCGCUCAGGGGGCGGAGAUCAGACCGUGGAGAAAACACCUGGUGCUAUCUAGACUCAUCCACAACUCAUAUGUUAGAUCUGCCGGGAGUCUACUUGGGAUACUUUAUCUACAUUUGUGAUACAAAAUGAUGAACAUUGUUUCAUCAAAACAACAUAUAAGAAGUGUUUUCUAGCCAUCAUAGGCCAUAUUCUUAAUAUUGGGAUUAUGGGUGCCAUUACAACUUGUGUGUGGCCCUUGCAUAGAAUUUUGCUUCCCACCUGCAUUACCCAGAGUUCCCUAUCUUACAACAUGUACCCAGCAUGGAAUCCUGGGUGUUUAGCACGCAAGAAGUGUGAGAUUUUAUUUGUUUCUAUUGUCAAGUGAGAUAAAAUUGAAUGUGUAUAGAAAAUAGCCCAUUGUCCCUGGGAAUCAUUUGAUUGUUGUAAGUCAACUGUGGGUUAGUCACCUACAGAAAUCUGUGUUUGAUAUAAGUUAUUAUUCAGCAUGAUACUUGGAGAUUAUAGUUCAUGCUAGCAAAUGGCAGUUAUGUUUAGACAAAUGUGGAACAACUUGGUGCCAUAUAGGAUAGUCUGUCUAGCCACUAUGAUAUGGUUUUGUUCUUGGUAUGUCAUUAAAAAAAUUGCAGGAUUAUAGAUUUGCUGUGAAAGCUAUUUUAGAUACACAUACUUUUUAAACAAAUUAGAAGAUUUUAACCAACUUCUUAAAGCAACUUGGGGGAAAGAUUUUAACCAAAGUUAAUGUGUACAUCAAUGUAUACAAUCAACUUCUUGGAACAAUCCCUCUCUUUUCACAACCGAUGAUGUUUGUUUUGUAUGUGUGACAUAUGUUUUUACUGGGUGGCUGAAAGACCAUGAUGUACACAUCAGUCACAGACAUGAUUAUAGGUACAUGUAUAGGUAAUGUCAGCUAUAUUUAUACUGGUACUAUCUAAAAGCAAUUUGAUUUUGCAGUGAAAAAGUUAAGUGUGAUGUUGUGAUUUUU